AUGGGUGUUGAAACUCGACGCACGGCUGCGGGAGGACGACAUAAAAAAUCCACUCCUCCUAUACUCAGUCAUGAGUUUGUUAUACAAAAUCACGGUGACAUAAUGAGUUGCGUUCUCAUGGUCUUCAUCGUCGGACUCAUGUUUCCGCUUACUGCGUCGAUGUGUUCAGUGUUUGUUGCUCCGCAGUACAACGAAACUGUAAACGUCACUUCAGAAUUCGGGCCCAUGAGUCUAACACUGUAUAGAAAUGGUCCAGCAGACAUUCUUACUAUAUUAUUCUACGCUGUCGCUUGGAUUGUAGUUCACGCCGUUAUCCAGGAAUAUAUUUUGGAUAAACUGCAAAGGAAGGCUAGACUAUCCAAAGUGAAAACAUCCAAAUUUACUGAAUCCGGACAUAUGUCUUUGUUUGCUCUGUACUCAGCUUGCCACGCAGCUUACGUUAUCACGGAUUUCGUGCAAAAUUAUACUGACGUCAAGAGGAUUUGGCUAGGAUAUCCCGAGGAACACCGCUGGAUGAACCUCAACAUGAAAAUCUUUGCCAUUCUCCAGGUAUUUGAAUCUGCAUUUUUUCCCGGUUUUGAAACUAGUUAUAUCACCCAACUUUAA
Molecule: messenger RNA, 606 nt
Organism: Strongylus vulgaris
Lineage: Eukaryota; Metazoa; Nematoda; Chromadorea; Rhabditida; Strongylidae
Source: the annotation of a GenBank genome assembly